Micropterus dolomieu (smallmouth bass) is the source of this 4158-nucleotide messenger RNA. RefSeq names its product caldesmon-like. The record is from RefSeq and is a predicted model, not a curated record. Gene Ontology annotation, molecular function: myosin binding; actin binding. Gene Ontology annotation, biological process: angiogenesis; actin filament bundle assembly. Bases 359 to 2278 code for a protein of 639 amino acids. Lineage: Eukaryota; Metazoa; Chordata; Actinopteri; Centrarchiformes; Centrarchidae. Gene Ontology annotation, cellular component: actin cytoskeleton. The transcript has 16 exons.
CCGGGACUGCACUUUUUUAUUUUUCCAUCCAUGUCAUGAAGCUGUCCUGGGUGGUCCACUAUACUUUGAGGUGUUACUAAUUUGGACAUGCUUUUUUUUAUUGAAUUUAGUUUUCUUCUUUGCAGUUAGAGUUAACUUAAACCUCACAAAGCUGUAAAAUGACCUUGAUGAAGAAUUUAGAUUCAUCAAUCUCUGAAACUGAAAGCUGUGUUUCUCCGGUUGAUCAAGAAUGCAAUCUAAGAUAAACCAACUGAUGAGCGAUUGGUUGACUGACUGAAUUGUGCUGACUGUAGCACACAUGAUCUCAUCUCAGAAACGCAUAUUUCAGUGAGAAAGAGAGGAGAUUCUUUUGGGCAUCAUGGACGAUGACUUUGAGCGCCGCAUGGAGCUGAGGAGGCAGAGGAGAGAGCAGAUGCGCCUCGGGACUGACAAUGUGGGUUACACCAACGAUGAUGAUGAGGAAGAAGCUCGGGAGCGAAGGAGACGUGCAAGGGAGGAGAGGAAGAAGAUGAAGGAUUCAGACGAGUCUGGAACCACUGAUGUCAUCGACACAAACAGUGUAAUGGAGACCGAGGCCUCCACCACCUCCAGUGCUGGAGGUGCCGAUGAUGACCAGGCUUUGCUGGAACGCCUGGCUAAGAGGGAGGAGCGCAGGCAGCGGAGAAUGAAGGAGGCCAUGGAGAGACAGAAGGAGUUUGACCCCACCACCAUGAGCACCACCAAUGGCACAGACAGCUCACUGGAAGAGCAGUCGUCCAUCAGCAGCAGACAGCGACACACAGAGGAAGAGGAGGAGAAGCAGGAGAAACCAGCCCAAGAGGAGGUCACUAAUACAAACUCCUGGAGGAACGAGGAAGAGGAUACGAAGGAAGAUGAGAAGGAGAUUGAGGAGAAGGCUGCAGGAACAGACGUAGAGGUCGAGCAGCCUGGUUUACAAAGGGAAGAGGCAGAAGAGGAAACUAUUCCUGAUGUUGACAAGGAGGAUGAAGAGAGGAAGAGAAAAGAAGAAGAAAGACAGCAAAAAGAAAGGGAAGAAAAGCUCAGGAUAGAGGGUGAAGAAAGGCAAAAAACAGAAAUGGAGGAAAAGCUCAAGAAAGAGGAAGAAGAACAUCAACUAAAGGAGGAGGAGGAAAGGAAGAGGAAGGAAGAGGAGGAAAAACAACAAAAGGAAAUGGAAGAGAGGCUGAGAAAAGAGGAAGAAGAAAAACAGAAAAGGGAGAUGGAAAAGAGAAAAGAGGAAGAGGACAAGCGCAAAAAGAAGGAGAUGGAGGAGAAGAAGAAGAAAGAGGAGGAGGAGAAGCCGAAGAGAUUUGGUUUUAAGGAAAAGAAUGAACCAACCAAACAGAAUGAAGCGCUCUUUGAGAAUAAACUUAAGAAAACAGAGAAGACAACAAGGGACAGUGUUCCCUCAACCAAGGAAGAUGACGCGGAGCGAAAGGAGGCAGAGCGUAAGCUGCAGGAGCUGAAGCGGCGACGAAACGAUGCAGAAAGUGAGGAGUUAGAGAAGAUAAAGCAGAAGCAGCAUGGCGCAGAGGCCGAGCUGGAGGAGCUGAAGAGGAAAAGAGAGGAGAGGAGGAAGAUCAUGGAGGAGGAGGAGAGGCAGAGGAAACAGGAGCUGGAAGACAAGAAAGCCAAAGAACAGGAGGAGAGGAAGAGGAUGAGAGAAGAGAUCGAGAAAAGAAGGGCAGAGGCUGUAGAGAAGAAGAAACAGAAGGAGGAAGACUCUACAAAACCUGCCUUCACUAUCAGUCCCAAAGGCUCCUCAAAGAUUGGGGAGAAGGCAGGAUUCUUGAGCAAAUCAGCCCAGAAGAGCACUGCCGCCAGAGUGUCUCAUACUCCAAUUGUCUCCAAGAUAGGCAACAGACUGGACCAGUACACUUCUGCCAUCCAGGGAAACAAAGAUGUCAAAUCUCCCAAGUCUCCUGUGCCAGAUAUUCCUACAGGAGGCACACGUAGCAUCAAGAGCAUGUGGGAGAAAGGCAAUGUCAGCAACUCCUCUGACAGCCCAGCCCCUGCCAACAAGGAUGUGGCUGGUAUCAAAGUAGGCGUGGCAGGACGUGUCAACAGUUGGAUGGCAAAGCCUGCAGAGGCGGAGAAGACAGCAGCACCUGAACCAGCAGCAGCAGCAUCACCAGCAGCAGCAAAGCCAGCAAAUGUGAAACCAGGUGACAUCGGUAGCAAGCGUGGCUUGUGGGAAACCAAGAAGGGCUCUGCACCUGCCAAGGUGGCAUUUGGAGGCAAGAGCAAGUUUGCCACUAAUGCAGGUGUGAGACCCUAACCAUUGACAUCCCCUUUUUAAUCAAGCCUUACCUGACCAAACACAAGGCUGUGCUACUGUAUGUACAUCCAUUUCCCUUCAGCGUAACCUGAAUGAAUGAAGCAUGAAGUUCACACCAGAGUGAGGAAAAGGCGAGGGACCAGGAUGAGUGACAUUUAAGGAUUCCAACAUCAAAGUCUCCCAGCUAUACCUUUAUGAGUAACUUUUGCACUGUCCCCAAAUCCUCGAAUAUGUCAUACCUAGUAAGGGUUUUGAGGACAAAUAACCACAUGUUAAACGCUUAAUAGAUAAUGGAUUGUGUACUUUCCAUCUGUUUAAUCAACGUUGGUCCUUCCUUCCAAAUCAGUCAGAUUUCUAUCUGGAUGCCUAAAUGUCAUAUUGCUUUCAAGCCACACUUUUUGUGAUGUAUUGUCAUAUAGCUUAUACCCAAUAACAAGCAUUUGUGUUUUAUUAUCGGGCGCACUCACUGCUUUUUGGGGUGAUGGUCACUAUUUUGACUCCAUGUGAUAAACAAGGCUGUCCAUCUCACUGCUCCCAUAUUAAUUGCAGUAAACUGCCACUGAGCUGGAUGUUGGGUUAUUAACCUGUACAUAAAUGAGAAAUCUCAUAAGUCGUUACCACUUUCUAAUAAGGGACCCUUUAUAGAGGAUUUUAAAAUAGUAACUAAUGACUUGAUUCAUGGUAAAUUAGUCAAUAUUGAGAUCCAGUUUUGGGUUACUAGCGCUGUGGCUCUAGGGAUGGCAUCAGUCAGUCUGUUGGUCCAUCUCUUUGGUCCAGACUGAAAUAUCUCUACAGCUAUCCCAAAGAUGCCCAGAGAAUUAAUCUUUGUUGAUCUCCUGACUGACUUUUCAUCUAAUGCCAUCAGAAAUUCAAAUAUUUCACGUAUCCAGUGAAAAAUCUCAAAAUCUAUUGGAUGGAUUUGUCACAAAAUUUUGUACAGACUUUCAUGAUCCCCAAAGGAUACUAACCUUGUCAGCUCAAAAUGUAUUUCAGGCUAUUUAGCAAUUGCUAGCUUGCUAACAAAGGGAAGAUGGGUUAUACCUGCUAAACAUCAGCAUGUCAACAUUCCUUACCGCUGUGCCUAAGUACAGCAUCACAGAGCAGCUAGAAAAUCUGUAGACUCUUAGUCUUGUUAGCUCUUAAAUUAAUCAGAAAGACUGUUUGACUAUUCCUGGGAAAGAUUUGAAGGGCAUCUGGAGCAAAGUUAAUUUAUCAACACUUAACAACUGCAAACUGAAUGGGUUAUUAUAAAAAAGAAAGACAUAUUAAUUACUUAUAAGCAUUUAUAAAUGCAGACUUGUUGGCUCAUUAUAAAAUGAGUUACAAAGCUUGUAAACCCCUUAUAAAGAGUGCCUUAUUAUAAAGUGGUAGCUAUAAGUCCACCACUUCAGAUCAGAAGAUAAUAUCAGUAGCACAUUCUGCCCAGGACUGCAGCCAGAGUAACGUAGUGUGCAAGCAGUUCAACGUUUCUGUCAGCAACACGUGGGUUUGUUUGUUUUUGACUUGUGGAAAAAAUCACAUUAUAAUCUAUCUAUGAAUACAUGUGCAAGCGAGUAUCCACUGUAACAAAUGUUCAGUGACAAAAUGCAAAAACUAUUUAACAAGCAGGUAGCAGUAUCAGUUUACAUGCCAUUGCAGUUUUUUCUGCAGUAACAAUAAAGGUAUAUAAGACAAUGGCAAUAUACCCUCUGCUUUAGCAACGGCUGUAAUAAACUUUAUCCUGGUGUACCCUGGUGUUCUUGUCAGUCAGCAGUGCACAUAAGUUGAAACCUGCCAAAAUGUAUUGUGAGUCUUCCAGUAUUGUUGUGGUGGAUUGCUUUGUUUGAAUGAAAAUUAUUGUUUGUACUAUUGCUUCAGCAAUAAAAAAAGGAUUAAAAGUG